CCCAGGCCUUUGUGACUGUCACCUAGGUAGACUUGUGAGCCAGAGUGACAUCCAAAGUGCCUUCAAAGAGAGUGGCAGGUUAGCCAGGCCAGAGCCUGGACCUGGGGUCAGGACGGGUCACAGGGACCGAUGGAGGGGCCAGAACCCCUGGGACCCUGUGGACACUCUCACACCCAGCAUCCCCCAGCCCCAGUUUCAAACAACCAUGGAGGAUGCCUGAAUCAGCCCUGUCAGGGAUUUGUAAGGUGGCCCUGUCUGGUCCCCCUUCAGUCCACUCAGUCAUUAGAGUCUUCCAGACCUUUCCCAGCUCCAGGGACAGGGAGCGGGGGACCCAGAAUGAGAGGAGAAGCCCCUGGGAUGUUUCUGUCAAGUGAAGGAGAGAUUCCACGACAGAGAGCUCGAGAGCCAGCAGGCGCCAGACAAGAAGAGGUUGAGGUAGAGUGGGACUGGCCCCUACAUCCAGGGCAUGAGCAGGGGCCACCCAGGCAGACAGCACCCCCCACCUCAGGACCCAGGCCCUGCCCAUGCCCAACCCUGCCUCCCAGAGGAAGGGCCACGGCUUCAUCCAGACAAGCUCCCACACAGCUUCAGGGCGGGACACUAGAGUCUGCACAGCAAUCCUUUCUGCAGCUGGAGCAGGAGAACCACAGUCUGAAAAGGCAGAACCAGGACCUUCGGGAGCAGCUGGGGGCCCUCCUGGGGCCAGGGCAGCAGUUCCUGCCUCUAUGUUCUGAGCACUCAAGCUGUACAGCGCUGGCCUGGUCCCCCGAGUCAGCCAGGACACGGCUCCUGGAAGACAGGGCACCUGUGCAGCUGUUAAGGCAGCAGGAGCUCUGCCCAGGGAAAGAGUCUUUUGUGCGGCAGUCCCAGAGUGAGCUGCAACAGAUCCGAUUGUCCUUUGAGAGGAAGAAGAUGGCCAUUACUGAGGUGUGGGACGGUGUGGCCGAGGUACACAUGGCUCUGAACAACCAGGCCACCGGGCUCCUGAACCUCAAGAAGGACAUCCGAGGUGUACUAGAACAGAUGGAGGACAUUCAGCUGGAGAUUCUGGGGGAGAGGGCCCAGUGCCGCACUCAGGCCAGGAAGCAGCAGCAAAUGAUGGAGGCUGCUGGCCUUGAGGCUGCUGCUGGGUGCUCUGCUGGCCUGCACAGCGGCCUACGUGUACGUGGUGGACCCCACACCCUUCGAGGGGCUGGUGCCACCCCUGCUGAGCCGAGCCAACGUCUGGAAGCUCAGGGCCUUACUGGGUCCCUUCUUACGCCUGGAGGUGGACGACUUCCUGCCUUUCUAGAACAGAAGCCCAGUGGCCCCAGCAAGGAGGCCAGGUGGCUGGUGCUACCCCAGGGGCUCAGGGGCCUUACUGGUCCUUGCCUACAGCACUGUGGCACAUGGCCCCUACCAGAAGCUGCAGAGAAGGGUGGAGGAAGGGCUAGUCCUGAGGGCUGGGCCUGCAGCUGGAUAUACAGUCAUGACACACUUUGCAUGUAAGCUUGUUUCCAUGGAAACCGGGACUUUGUGGGCCAAAGGUUUGGGAACUUUGUGAAGCACCCUGGCAGUAGGGGUUUGCUUGGUGGUGCCCCUGCCUCAGAUCCCAGUGCUGGCUCCUAUGUUCUCCCAAGUGUAUUCCUCCACAAAGGCCUCCUGGAGUUUGAGGACAUGGCAGGUGGUCUUCCCUAGUUACAGCUGGGGAGUUAGGAGGUCCUCAUUGCUCUCCUGGACCAGACUCACCCAGGGACCACGGAAAUCAGAGCCCU
Molecule: messenger RNA, 1754 nt
Organism: Rattus norvegicus (Norway rat)
Lineage: Eukaryota; Metazoa; Chordata; Mammalia; Rodentia; Muridae
Gene: Ccdc188
Product: coiled-coil domain containing 188
Cellular component (GO): membrane
Source: RefSeq, a predicted model, not a curated record